Messenger RNA from Paramecium sonneborni, 328 nucleotides. NCBI's taxonomy places the organism in Eukaryota, Ciliophora, Oligohymenophorea, Peniculida, Parameciidae. The record is from the annotation of a GenBank genome assembly.
AAUGCCAGACCUAGUAAAUAAGUUGGUAAUCUUAGAGUUUCCGUCGGCUUCUUUAUACUUUUUAUAAAGUUAUUGGGCUAAUUAAAAGUUCGAAGUAGUAUUUUCUAGCUCUAAUUAUUGGGCAAACUCAGGGAACUCAAUGGGGAAAUCAUUGGAAUAGCUAUCGAGGAGUAUCUCUAAUAAAGUUUAGUCUUUUAGCUGGUUAAAGUCAGUCACUCCCCAAUUUGGCUUACGCUAUCUAUUUUAGUUCGAAAAAGCGCUCAUAAUUUAAAAUUUAAAAAUAAUAAUUUAAAUUAUCUGUAUAUUUAUCUAUUAAUAAAUAGCUUGA